Messenger RNA from Cottoperca gobio, 3677 nucleotides. RefSeq names its product solute carrier family 12 member 9-like. Gene Ontology annotation, molecular function: potassium:chloride symporter activity. The transcript has 14 exons. The coding region runs from base 129 to 2951 and encodes 940 amino acids. Gene Ontology annotation, cellular component: membrane. Lineage: Eukaryota; Metazoa; Chordata; Actinopteri; Perciformes; Bovichtidae. The record is from RefSeq and is a predicted model, not a curated record. Gene Ontology annotation, biological process: potassium ion homeostasis; cell volume homeostasis; chloride ion homeostasis.
CAUUUUUUCAUUAGCAAACCUUCAUUACCUGCAGAAAGUGAACCGGGCUCUGUGCAGGGGAGGUGAGGGGUUAAUGGCGGCUACGCGGCAACGUUAGUUAACUUUAAUUACCACUAAAUUGCCCCACCAUGUCAGAAAAUGCUCCUCUUCUACAUUACCGACUUACCAGCGGCAGUAUCGGCCUGGAGAGGAAAGAUGUGUCCACACAUAGCGGGGACAAGGCGAGCAAAGACGGUCGACGGACCGAGGAGAAGACCGCCCAGAAGCUCGGAGUGGUGUUUGGCGUGGUCAUACCAACUUUACUGUCCAUGUUUAGCGUCGUUGUAUUUCUGCGUAUUGGAUUUGUUGUGGGUCAAGCAGGGCUCUACCAGUCCAUUCUCAUGUUCCUAGUGGCCUACUUUAUCAUCACGAUGACUGUGCUUUCUGUCUGUGCCAUCUCCACCAAUGGGGCUUUAGAUGCUGGAGGUGCCUACUAUAUGAUCAGCCGAGCCCUUGGUCCAGAGUUUGGCGGCAGCAUUGGGAUCAUGUUUUUCUUUGCCAAUGUGUGCGGCAGUGCUCUUUAUGUUUUGGGUCUGGUAGAGGCCAUCAUGUCUACCUUUGGCAUCCCAGAAGAGGGUGCUGCAGGUGUCCAGGUAUUGCCCUCAGGAUACUGGUGGUCUCUGCUGUAUGGGACUGUCCUGCUCUUCUUGUGUUUCAUUGUGUGCUUGGUGGGAGCCCACAUCUAUGCUAAAGCCACCUUUAUUAUCGUCAUCAUAGUCGCGGCGGUUUUGGCUACCAUCUUCUUUAAUUUUUUCAUCGUGGGGCCCAUUGUGGUGAUUCUGCCAGGGAGUUCUGGUCGAAAUGAUACCAGCCUGAGAACUGCCAAUUAUACUGGCUUCCACCACCAGACCUUGGAGGGCAACCUAUUACCCAAUUACACAGUGGACUACACCACUGGUGCCAUGAUGAGUUUUGCCAAAGUGUUUGCAGUCAUGUUCAAUGGCUGCACUGGGAUCAUGGCAGGAUCCAACAUGUCAGGCGACCUGAAAAACCCCAGCUAUUCCAUCCCAAGAGGAACGCUUGCGGCUGUUUUUACAACUUUCAUCACAUACAAUCUGCUUAGUCUGCUGGUUGCGGGGUCCUGUGACCGUCACCUGCUCCAAAAAGACUACAGUUUCCUGAGCGACAUCAACAUAUGGCCGCCGCUGGUGACAGUUGGGGUUUACUCCUCCACCAUGUCUGCUGCCAUGAGUAACCUGAUAGGAGCCUCCAGGAUCCUGUAUGCCCUGUCCAAAGACAACCUGUUUGGUGGAUUCUUGGCUCUGGUGAGGAAAACCUCUCCUAGUGGGAACCCCUGGGCCUCUGUGCUUGUCUCCUGGUUGCUUGUACAGGUGGUGCUGUUCGCUGGUAAAUUGAACACCAUUGCUAGCAUUGUAACUAUCUUCUUCUUGUUGGUCUAUGCUGCUGUGAACUUGGCCUGUUUGGCUCUCGAAUGGGCUUCUGCAUCAAACUUCAGACCCUCAUUCCGUUGUUUUACAUGGCAUACCUGCGCUCUGGGCAUUCUAGGCUCCGUGGUUAUGAUGUUCCUGAUCAAUGCCAUUUAUGCAUUUGGCAGCAUAGCCUUUAUGCUGCUGCUAUUGAUGCUUAUCCACUACCUCGGUCCUAUCAGCAACUGGGGCUACAUCAGCCAGGCUCUCAUCUUCCACCAGGUGCGCAAGUACCUGCUGUUGUUGGAUGUGCGUAAGGACCAUGUGAAGUUCUGGAGGCCCCAGCUGCUGUUAAUGGUGGCAAACCCUCGCAGCUGUACGGGUCUCAUCACUUUCAUUAAUGACCUGAAGAAGAGUGGCCUCUAUGUACUGGGACAUGUAAAGCUGGGUUUACUUGAUGGGUUGCCCUCUGAUCCUCUGCAGAGCCGUUAUGACUCCUGGCUGUCUCUAGUGGACCAUCUAAACAUAAAGGCAUUCGUCAACCUCACCUUGGCUGACUCUUUCCGACAUGGAGUUCAAAACCUUCUUUUUAUCACAGGCUUUGGUGGAAUGAGGCCAAACACCCUUGUCUUGGGUUUUUAUGAUGACUGCACUCCUGAAGAUGACCUCCAGGGUAAAAUUAUCUUGCCUACAGGCCACGGCUUGGAUGCAGUGACUCCGUCCCUAGACCCCCAAGAGCAACGGUCUCCCUUCUUCCCUAAUGUGCGGGGUGCUAAGGAACACAAAAACCUUCAGGAAGAGGAAUAUGUGUCAGUGAUUGCUGACGCUGUAAAAAUGGGGAAGAAUGUGACACUGGCUCGUUACUUCAACCAGUUCAACCGAGAGGUCUUGGGGUCAGGAAUAAAGAUUCGGGGCCACCGAAGCAUGACGGGGCCAUUUGUUGAUGUGUGGCCUAUGAAUCUACUUCAACCAGACAGCCACGGUUACGUUGACAUCUGCUCACUGUUCCUACUGCAGUUGGCCUGCGUGCUUCAAGAGACCCGGGCCUGGAAACAGGCGAGACUCCGCCUCUUCCUGUGUGUGGAGGCGGGUUGCAGUCUGAAGAAAGAGGAGGAGAAGAAGCUCCGAGUGAUGCUAAAAGAGCUAAGGAUUUCAGCUCAGGUGCAGAUGGUGGCAUGGGACCACGUGGUGGCCCUGCACUGGCAGAGACGAGGAGGAAGAGUGGGUGGGAAUCUGGAAGAGUCUGCACAGAACGAGGAGAGGAGUGAGAGCACCGAGGAAGAGGAAGCUAAGAAAGAAGAUUGUAUCCAAACAUUUCCCAAUAAUGCUGCGCAGCUGACUGAUGAGUAUAUCUGUGCUGUCAACAAUCUGAUUCGCAGACACGGUGCCCCUGUUCCUGCUGUGCGUUUUUUGUAUUUGCCCCGGCCACCAGCAGACACGAGCCGUUACUGUGCCUACCUCCACCAGGUGGACAUGUUGAGUAGAGACCUGGGCCCAACAUUGCUCAUUCAGGGGGUAACUCCUGUGGUCACUACUGACCUCUAAAACUCUAAACUCUUGAUCCAUCAACAACCCUGAUCUGCCAAUUUACUCACCUGAUAAUCAAGCUGUCCACAACAUCAGACCUGACACUGACUCCACAACAAACCAGUAUUAUACUUGAUUCACACACAUUUAGCAUUUAUACAGUUCAUGGUUCCCUUAUUAUAUUAAGGCACUUGGGGAAAAUGGAUUUGAUAAUGUCAAGUUUACUUCUGAUGAUUAUGAAUGUGUAGUCCUCACUUGGAGAUGCUUCUAUAGUGACAUUCUAUGAUGUAUGAUUUGCACAUUUUGUGGAGUCCUUGCAGUUCCCUAGUGCUAUUGCUUUACAGGGACUGCUCUUGAACAUUGUCAACUUUAACUUUGUCGAUAGAAAAAAUUCUUAAAUUAAUUGUUGUAUUACCUCCAUCGUUCCUACAAUUUUAUUUAGAAUUGAGAAAAUAAAGACUGCCAUUAGUACUCAUUAGUCAUAUGUGUAUUUAUAUUUGGUCUAUUUAGGGCACCACCGAGGUACACCUUGGCUGUUGAAUGCCUCCAGAGAGAGAUAUGUCAGUAUCAUGGCUGUGCCGAUGUGCCAAGUCUGCCUUAACUAGGCCUUUGGUGUACUGUAGUAAUAGUCUUAAUGACAGUUAAUAAAUAUAAAUCUAUACUUGUACAUGUAGAAUAAUCUGAUGUGUCACACGUUUUCUGGAUCUCAAACUAGUGUCGUCACUAUUAAAGACCAUUACUGGU